Messenger RNA from Linum tenue, 382 nucleotides. The record is from the annotation of a GenBank genome assembly. NCBI's taxonomy places the organism in Eukaryota, Viridiplantae, Streptophyta, Magnoliopsida, Malpighiales, Linaceae.
CCUUAUCCAUUGCUCGUCCUUAAUGUAAACCGCUAGCUCAUCCCUCUCAAGCUUUUCCUACUGGCUGCUGCUCCCGUUCGCCGGCGAAGCUGGACUUCAGUUGAUCGGAAGAGAUGGAAAUCCUCUUGAUCCGGCGGGCAGCUGCUUUACCCAGCGGCCAAACGCCAAGUGAGGAUGGUUUUUCCGCUGUUACCAGCAUGCAGAUCGGAACUGCAAGCUCUAGCAGUUCAUUUCCCUGUCGAAGAAUUGUGAGGACUUGUGGAAUAACUAGGAAAUGAAAAGGCAAAAAACUCUUUGCAGGUUGAAAGAGAACUUCAGUUCCCUUCUUGUCCAUUACCACAGUUGGGGUAUUGCCAUCGCAAGACUUGACUGGCCUUGGAGG